GCGGCUUCGUGGAUCAUGUGAGAGAGGAGGGGGGCGAAGCGGAGUAACCGGUUCCUGGUUGCCCAGUGGAUGAGGAAGUAGCGCGAGCGGCAGACAUGGCCUCCCUGUUCAAGAAGAAGACGGUGGACGAUGUAAUAAAGGAGCAGAAUAAGGAGCUAAGAGGCACGCAGAGGGCCAUAACCAGAGACCGCACCGCCUUGGAAAAGCAGGAGAAGCAGCUGGAAAUGGAAAUAAAGAAGAUGGCCAAGACAGGUAAUAAAGACGCCUGCACGAUUUUAGCAAAGCAGCUGGUGCAGUUACGUAAGCAGAAAACAAGAACUUAUGCCGUUAGUUCCAAAGUCACCUCUAUGUCAACGCAGACCAAAGUCAUGAGCUCACAGAUGAAGAUGGCGGGUGCAAUGUCCACUACAGCAAAGACAAUGCAAGCCGUGAACAAGAAGAUGGAUCCACAGAAAACUCUGCAAACGAUGCAGAAUUUCCAGAAAGAAAAUAUGAAGAUGGAAAUGACAGAAGAAAUGAUAAACGACACACUGGAUGACAUCUUUGAUGCCUCUGAAGAUGAAGAGGAAAGCCAGGAUAUUGUGAACCAGGUGUUGGAUGAGAUUGGGAUUGAAAUCUCAGGAAAGAUGGCAAAGGCACCCUCCGCAGCUAAAGGACUUCCCUCCGCAUCCUCAACGAAGGCGACCACCAUAUCAGACGAAGAGAUUGAGCGCCAGCUGAAGGCCCUGGGAGUAGAUUAAUGGCUGAGACCUUUCCGCUGUGUGUGGACUUGUAUUUUGGCUACUAAUGGAACAGCUUGAACAGGAAUUUUAUUUUUGAGGACUAAACGUGUCUUUUUGUUUCCUAAUGUACACUACAUUAGCUUGUAUAAUACUAGUCGCUGUAUAUAGACAAUAACACCAUUACCCUGUACAAAUUUCCCUGUGUGUCAAGAGACGCUGACCUCCAGGGUCCGCCGCAUUGUAGAGCUUGGUAAAACUGCUCCUACUUUACAUCUAAUGGACAGAAUUCUUUGCAAUGCAAUUUGAUCAGCAAAUGAUCUGAACAGUUUUGACUAUUAACUCGCCACCUUCCAGCCGUGCGCAUGGUAACCGAUUCCUAACAUGCAUGCUUAGAAGUUUAUUAAGUCAGGGUUUUCUAUUUAAAAAAGGUAUAUCUUAUUCAUGUAAUAUUCCAUGCAACCUUCAUCUUUCUGCCGCGCACAUGACUGGCUCCAUCACUGGGAAUUCUGCUAGAAUUCACCCAAUUGUCCAGAAUGAAUACACAACAGUGUUGGUUAAUAGAGCUAGACGAGACUAGUCCGAUCCUUAAGACUCCUUUACAUUGCCCGGUGUUCGGGCAGAUUAUUGAUCUACCAGUGUAAAGGCGCAGUCGAUUAGAGCAAAACGAUAGUAGGAUCAUUCAUGCGGUAUUGUCUAAUCAGCCUCUGCUGUCAGCAAACCGCGAUUCUGCAUGGGGACGAGCAAUGGCAUUAGCGAUCGCUAAUCCCCAUACUAGGCAGGGGAUCACUGCAGGCCGUUAUCUGAAAUGAGCGCUUCCUUCCUAACAAGCAGUGUGAAAGGGCCUUUAGUCCAUGGAUGCACAGAAUCCUGGAUAUUUAGUUAGGAGAUCUGCCAGACACACGGACCGGGCCCAUCAUGGCUGCGCACAUGAUCCCUUUAGUGAAGAGUAUAUUUUAUUUUUCCUUCCUUGCAUUUUGCCUAUUUGACGAUUUCAGUGCUCUGGAUGCUCUGUUGCUGAGCUUUCUCUAUAUUGCUAUUUGCACUUGGUUACAUAUUGGGACUUUUACCAUUUGUUUUUUAGUCCAAGAUUUACCUACAAAGGAAUGGCUGUGAGGUUUAUCGUUUCCGUUUUAUUCCUUUUACAUUUUGUCUUUAGAUGUGGAUACAAGCUUAUUACUGAAAUAUUACAUUCUCCCUUGUGAGUGCUUGACCUCAUGCAGAAGAUGGAGCCGUGGGCACAAGUCCUGUACAGAGACGAGCGCAGUCUGUUUGGCUCCAUUUAAUGCACCCAUAGGGGUUAAUCUUCUGUAAAGCGCUGUGUUACAGAGAGAUUCCCCAGUGGAUAAUGUCAUGUGUAUGAUCAUACGGUGCAUCGAAGUCUGUGGGUGCCGUAUUACCUCUGGUUGUACUGAGCAGUAAUACAGCAUUGUGCAUGAGCCCUUACAAUGGGAAACGCCUUCUCCUUCCUGUAUAUUCUGUAUGAUUUGCUUUUUUAUUAGUAGCCUGCUCUUAUGUUUUGGGAUGUUGGUAUCUAUGGUUUUAUUUGCAUUUUUAGUUUCCGUCUCCCUGAUUUUUGUGCCUUUUGUAAAUUAAAGCCUUUUCAUAACCAUCA
Messenger RNA from Bufo gargarizans (Asiatic toad), 2334 nucleotides. Its product is annotated as charged multivesicular body protein 2b-A. The transcript has 6 exons. NCBI's taxonomy places the organism in Eukaryota, Metazoa, Chordata, Amphibia, Anura, Bufonidae. Bases 96 to 740 code for a protein of 214 amino acids. Gene Ontology annotation, biological process: late endosome to vacuole transport; protein transport; endosome transport via multivesicular body sorting pathway. Gene Ontology annotation, cellular component: ESCRT III complex; multivesicular body. The record is from RefSeq and is a predicted model, not a curated record.